AUGAGAGAGAAGUCUCGUCAAGAAUUGAUAAGAGCAGCGUCGAAGCUACCGGUCCAGAAGAUUGUCGUUGGUGAUUGGGUGUGGAUAAGUAAACCCAAGCAACACAAGUUGGAUAUUCCUUGGCAAGGCCCCUAUAAAGUUGAGCAAGUUCAAGGAGUAUCUGUGGUUGUUAACGCCAAAGGCAAGAAGAUGACAGAUAGUGUGGCUCAUGUUCUUAAAGUGGUAUCACCUAAUGAAGGCGGGUGGCUGAAUGUUAAGGGUAAAUCUCUUAUUUCGGUGAACACCUUGAUGUGGUUUGGUGAUAAUGAAGCUGGCUUGGUGAUCGAUGGCAGAG
Perkinsus marinus ATCC 50983 is the source of this 334-nucleotide messenger RNA. RefSeq lists its product as hypothetical. NCBI's taxonomy places the organism in Eukaryota, Perkinsozoa, Perkinsida, Perkinsidae. The transcript has a single exon. The annotation marks the transcript as partial. The record is from RefSeq and is a predicted model, not a curated record.